Molecule: messenger RNA, 1761 nt
Organism: Meyerozyma guilliermondii ATCC 6260
Lineage: Eukaryota; Fungi; Ascomycota; Pichiomycetes; Serinales; Debaryomycetaceae
Exons: 1
Coding region: 1-1761 (586 amino acids)
Source: RefSeq, a predicted model, not a curated record
AUGCGAAAUAAUUUCUUAUCGUCUUUUAAUGUUAUGCGACCAGGGGCGUCCAAUAUCUUCGAAUCAGUUAACCUAGCGUCUACUCUAGGGAGUAUAAAGACUCCUAUACAUUCCCGUAUUCCUGAAUCUACAUCCGGUACGUCUGAGGAAGAUGAGUUGGAUCCGGAAGAUUUCCUUUCUCCACAGUCACCACAAGUUCGUCGAAUGGAACUGUUUCCGAAAGAUAAUGGCCACACCGAAGAAAUACCGUCCAAAGGGGCCAAAACCAAUGUGAAUGAUAUUUCUCAAUCAAGCUCGAAAUUUGAAUCUAGCUUUUUCUCCCCAACUGCUUCGUUUAGUCUGGGAAAUCUCACCAUCUCUACCAAUACUAUAAGGGAAGACUCACCAUCUGAACACAUCCUAAGAAAUAACGCACUAAUUACGAGAGAGCUACACAAGAACAUAAAACAUCAUAAAAGAGCUUUAAUUAAGGGUGACACUAAUCUUAAUCGAAUUCGAGAGUCAAUCGCCCACAAUUUUAAGCAGCUCUCAGAAAACCAUUAUGCAUUAUUAGAGAUUUAUACAAAGGAGAACUCUCGCCUUGAAAAACUCCUAGAAACGUUUUUAACUUGGGAUCAGCGUCGUUCGGUCAUUCUUGAGAAGAUACAAAGUAUAAAGGGCAGCGAUAGCAGCGAUGGCAGCAAACUCACGGUACUUUUGGAUGAAAGCGCCUCAAUUGACGAACAAAUCUUACAGUUGGAGGCCCACAUUGCAAAAUUGAAAAGUAAAAAACAGGUUAUUGCCUCCGAAAUAGACAUGACUACGUCUGUGCUAGAAAGCAAAACGUCAGUCCACGUUCAAGAGUUUCGCAAUCUAGAAGCGGAAGUUCAAAAAGGAAUAUCAGAGGUUCUAACGGUAGAUGGCCUUUCCGAAUCGGCCCUCUCUUCUUUGGUUAAAUUUGUACCUGUUGAUGUCACCUUCUCGAAGUCAUAUAACCCUAGACCCAAGGUUCCCAACCCUAUUAUUGUCGAAAGAAUACCAGCAGAGCUCAACGAAAUAACCAAAAAUACCACUAAUGGAAAUGGAGAACAAAGAACUCCACUUCACGGGAAACCGGAAGGAGAUCAUUCUAUUUUAAAUCAUGAACAUGGGCCAACUCCGUUUCAACGAGGAUACUUCAAAGGAAGUAAUCUGUCUGGACAUAUCAAGGCACAGUUGCAAAAGUUAUUAGCUACCUGGGCAUCUGAACGAAAAGAACCUACUCCAAAUACCGAAUCAUGGGUCAGAAUUGACGAUUCCUCGAAUACUAUAAGUGAAAAGGUCGAUUUAGGGCCCAUCAAAGCACUUUUAGAAUCGAAAAUUGCCUCGUUCGAAGUUCAACGACAGUCUCAUUCCUCGCAAGCCACAACAUUCCAUCAUCACCACACUUUGUGGAGAGACUGCCUUGAGAUAUUGAGGGCACAUGAGAAGAAAUUGGAGUUGCAAAUUCUGGAAUCAACGAGUACCAACUUUGGCGAAAAGCAAUUUGUUGGCAUCAUGACUUCGGCUUUGAACAGGGUGAACUCUGCAGUUGACUAUACGUACAAGGAACAUCCUGAAAUUUUCACAUCGAAUGACCGCAAGCGAGGCUACGUGAUUAGAUGCCUACAGCAUGAAGUUGAAGCAAUCGUAUCGGCACUCACGGUUGUUGAUCUGCAAAAUGACUACUCUCGGUUCCUCAAUAUGUUUAGAGGUUUGACUCUAGCAGAUAUGUCUAGCACGAUCACUUCUACAUCAUCUUAA